Molecule: messenger RNA, 912 nt
Organism: Centruroides sculpturatus (bark scorpion)
Lineage: Eukaryota; Metazoa; Arthropoda; Arachnida; Scorpiones; Buthidae
Exons: 3
Coding region: 1-912 (303 amino acids)
Source: RefSeq, a predicted model, not a curated record
AUGGAUGAUCAAAAAACAAAAACUACAGACAAUUCUACAAGGAAACAAAUCAUUUCCAGUCAGCCCACCUACUUCAUAGUCCAUGCUACUGGACAAACACCUCUAUCAAAAUGUUCUCAUUUUCUGAUCCAGAAGCUGUUUGAAUCUACAGUUGGAAAUUUGAAAAAAAUACAAAAAUUGAGACACUCGGGAGAUAUAGAAGUAACUGUCACCCCACAUGGAAGUCUAAACUCAUCACGUGGUGUGAUAUCAGAGAUCGAUCUGAUAUCUGAAGAUGAAUCAGAUAUUCAGAUCAGCCUUUCUGAUCAAGGUGUAACUGCCAUUCGACGCAUCUCCAUUCGUCGAGAUGACAAGAUAUUCGCGCUGUCCAGUCUGCCCCUACGUUCCAAAUCCGCUGCGUUGCUUCAAAUGCCAGCGGUUUGGACAUUCACAGACAUCCUGCCAAGGCAAAAGCGUAUGCGCACAGUGUGGGAUGAAGACCACGUUAGUACUGAAUGUAAAAGUACCCCAUGCUGUGUGAACUGUAGAGAUGCCCAUCCUUCCUACUCUCGGAAAUGCCCUGCAUGGCAGAGAGAAAAAGAGGUUCAACGGUUAAAAACCAUAAAUAAUAUAUCAUACACAGAGGCCCGUUGUAUGGUCACUCCAAGUCCACCAAUGAAACAAAAAACCUUUGCUGUUGUGUUGAAAUCUACCAAGACAUGUGGGGUUCAAACAGAUAUUUCUGUAUCCCCAAGUGAAUCUCUUACUUGCCAUGCAAAAUGUUUAUUGAUCCCAUCUGCACAAUUAGAAGAAAAGGAGAACACAAAGACCAAAACCUUUGUAACUAAAAUGGGAGUAACAACCAGAAAUGUGGGUUCUAAAAAAGCCAGUAAGAACCCACUUAACAAACAGAGUGAAAGCAGCCGUCUCUAA